Mucor velutinosus is the source of this 285-nucleotide messenger RNA. Its product is annotated as Lanosterol 14-alpha-demethylase. Bases 1 to 285 code for a protein of 94 amino acids. Lineage: Eukaryota; Fungi; Mucoromycota; Mucoromycetes; Mucorales; Mucoraceae. The transcript is spliced from 2 exons. Gene Ontology annotation, molecular function: nucleic acid binding. The record is from RefSeq and is a predicted model, not a curated record.
AUGAACGAACUGCUUGACAUUAUCGAUUUGGACAAAAAUCUAAAGGGUUCUUAUUUUGCUAUGGAUAGCUUCACCAUUCACAAAUCCUAUCCCAUGAUAAGAAAGAUCGAAUGCAGAGGCUACAGAGUCAUGUAUUUGCCUCUGUAUUCUCCAGAGCUGAACGCAAUUGAGAACUUCUGGGCUCUUGUAAAGAGCAAGAUGAAGCGUGAAAACCUAGUGACCGAAGAGACUUUAUCUCAAAGAAUUGCUGACGCCUGCAACAAUGUUCGUUUACUGCCGAGAUAA